This is a messenger RNA of Pelodiscus sinensis (Chinese soft-shelled turtle), 3915 nucleotides long. NCBI's taxonomy places the organism in Eukaryota, Metazoa, Chordata, Testudines, Trionychidae. The record is from RefSeq and is a predicted model, not a curated record.
AUGAUCCGCAGGUAUCUGCAGACGUGGAUACCCGCAGAUAUAGAGCGGAUGUCUGGGGAUUUGCAGGGCUGUCGCUAUGGUUCAGUUGGCACAUACUGCAAACCUAGAAGGCCUGGUGAACAGAAACACUUGAAAGAUGUCCCAUCUCUGCAAUGGAUGCACCUGGCAGUGGUGGCAUGUGGUGACCGCCUGGAAGAGACCCUUAUCAUGCUGAAAUCAGCAGUUCUGUUUAGCUACAGGAAGCUCAAGUUUCACAUCUUUGCUGAAGAUUCCUUGAAGCCUGAAUUUGAGAAAAAGUUAAGGGAAUGGCCUCCCGCGUACACAAAGAAGUUUGACUACCAAGUCUACCCAAUUGCCUUUUCAGUAGGAAAUGCUCAGGAAUGGAAAAAAUUAUUCAAGCCUUGUGCUGCCCAGCGCCUCUUUCUUCCGGUGAUUUUGAAGGAUGUGGAUUCUCUUCUUUAUGUGGACACUGACGUUCUCUUCCUGAGGCCCAUUGAUGACAUCUGGAGCUUUCUGAAAGAGUUCAACUCCACACAGCUGGCUGCAAUGGCCCCGGAGCAUGAAAUACCAAAGAUUGGCUGGUAUAGUCGAUUUGCUCGCCACCCUUACUAUGGAACAACUGGAGUCAAUUCUGGAGUCAUGCUGAUGAAUUUAACCCGGAUAAGAAACACAAAGUUCAAGAACAGCAUGAUACCAACAGGCUUGACGUGGGAGGAAAUGUUGUACCCUUUAUACCAAAAGUAUAAAAACUACAUUACAUGGGGAGACCAGGACUUGCUAAAUAUUAUUUUUUACUUUAACCCAGAGUGUCUCUAUGUGUUUCCCUGUCAGUGGAACUACCGGCCUGACCACUGUAUGUAUGGGAGUAACUGUAAAGGCGCAGAAGAGGAAGGUAUAUCGGUUCUGCAUGGUAACAGAGGGGUCUACCAUGACGACAAGCAGCCUACUUUUAAGGCACUCUAUGAAGUGAUACGUGAUUUUCCCUUUGAAGACAAUCUCUUCCAGUCCUUGUUCUACCCUCUUCAGUCUAAGUUUCUGGAUACUGUGCACACUUUAUGUGGGCGAAUUCCACAAGUUUUUCUGAAGCAGAUUGAGAAAACAAUGAAGAAGGCUUACGAAAAUCGUGUCAUUGUUCGUUUGGGAGUCAAUUAUCGAUACUGAACAUUGCUAAAUUUUAUGUGGUCUUUUUCAUCCUUGUAUCCAAAUAUUGGGAGGCAGAUGAAAUGAAGGUUAGUUUAAGAUUCAUGUUAGAAACAAACCAUUGUCUAAAUUGGAACAAUUAACCAAGGAUCACAGUCAGUGUUUCCUCUAAUCUUUUCCUUCCACGUGCGGAAUACAUUUUAAUAUGUACGAUGGCAUGUGCAAAUGUGCACCACCAGUAGGAACAGAACAUCGAGCUGUGGGCAUUUUGCUAAUCAGCGGGGUGGCAAUUGAAUCUCUCCUGAGCCACACAAGCUAAAGGCCACACAAGCUUGCAGUGAAUUCGGAUCAUGGUGGAUUCUGCAUCGCUGAUCACUUUUAAAUCAAGCGUGGGUCUUUUUCUGAAAGAUCUGCUCUAGGAAUUAUUGUAGAAAAGUUCUGUGGCCUGUAUUAUACAGGGAGGUGUGAGUAGAUGAUCACAAUGUUCUGUUCCAGCCUUGGAAUUCAUGAAUUUAUCUGUUAUGUUAAAAACUCCUUAAAUUAUUAAAACAGAAUUUUAAAAAUCCAUGAAAAUUGCCACUGCUCAUGCUCUUUGUUCACGUUCUGCAUUUCUCUCAGCUUGAGCAAGGAGAACCAAUGGUUUGAUUGUCACUAGUAUGAGUUACAUGUUUUUAGUUGUGCCCUGUUUAAGUUUAAACACUUCAGGAGGAGUGUAUUUGUUUAAAAACAAAUGUUUUCAUUGGCAGUGUUUUUAAGUUGUUGAAUUAUCGCUAUAAUAUUUUAUAAAGGGUUUUUUUUUCAUUCUGCCAGAUUUAAAUUUGGGUCUAGAUAUAAAUUGACAUCAUCACUGACUUAAAAAUAGAUGUUCAAAUCAUCAUGACAAGGUAGGUUAAAAAUGACUGUGUGAAAGGGAAACCAUCUGCUUAAAAAUCAUUGAAAGGUGGGGGGGGGGGAGACUGUUUACUUCGUGCAUUUGACAGCACUUUGUAUCUAGUGAGUAUUAUUGUUCCUGAGGUUGAGUUUCCCUGUUUUGUGUGGGCCUUUCACACAGCAACAGGAAGGAGACCCAUUAAAGCCACUAAGAACAACAUAUGCACAGAUAUUGGGAGAGGGCUGUGGAGAUAAGUACAUACCUGAAACUUUGUGUGAAAUUGCCUAGAUUUUAAGUGUCUGUUUUUAAAUUCCCCUCUGUGUUUUAAAUGCAUUACCUUUUCUUGCUAUUAUGUGGAUUUAAUUAUGUUAAAAAUAGGCCAAGAACAUUGUGAAUGAACUGUAGGAAAAUAGGUACUAUUGAUCUGUUUUCCUCAUUAACCUUCUUUUAAUUGCUAUUUACUGCUUGGGAAUAAUUCUGUACCACCGAGAACCUUUCUUCCAGCCAAGCAUGACUGGGAGACUGAGAUUGGAUUGUUGCAUGUGACUGUUUUUCCAGUAUGCCAGAAAUCCACUUGGUUCUUGGACAUAAAAAAAUAAAAUCCACAUCUUUGCUUGGCACUUUCAUCCCUUGAAGUUCACUAUCUGUGUAGGAUUUUAACUAAUAGCCUCAAAGUGGAAUGGGCUACAAGAUGGGUUUGAUUAUUGUUUUACUUAAAAUAUCUAAUUUAGGUUAGAUUUCAAAAGAAUGUUCAUGUUGUAAGUAAUUAGAAGGUUACAGACAGUGUUAACACAGCUCAUUAAAAUUUGCAAUAGUUAAGAUGCUGAGAAGAAGCUGUUGGAAAUCUGAAACUAAGGAAACUGUAAGGCCUUGUCUAUAUUUACCAGGAGGUCGGUGCUGCAGAGAUUGAUCUCCUGGGCUCAAUUUAGUGAAUCUAGUAAAGACUAAAUCGACCACUGAUUGUGCUCCUGUCGACUCCAGUACUCCACCGGUUUGAGAAGAGUAAGGGGAGUCAACAGGAGAGGUUCUCCCGUUGACUCCCUGCAGUGGUAACAUGAAUUAAGGUAUGUUGACCUAGCUACACUAUUCACAUAGCUGGUGUUGCGUACCUUAGUUUGAUAUUGCCUCCUAGCAUAGACCUGGCCUAAGUUAAAAUCUUGAGGGAUGUAUACAGCUGAAGGGUGGUUUUGUUCAGCAUGUGGAAGGCAACUGAAUAGAAGUCCUUACCUUAUCUGUUCAUCUGAAAAAAUCAGCCAUCACUUGGAACUCUCUCUUAAGUGUAGUACACAAGGAGUUGAGGGUGAACUAUUCUGUAAUGAGCCAGUUGCUAUGGACUGCACUGUACUAUGCAUGUAAUAGCAGUGCUUUUCCAGACAUACCUACUUACCUUGCGUGGCUGGUGAGUGUAAAGGGCAGAUCAUUUUAAUAAGACUCUAGAAGCUCAAGACAGCCAGCAGUGUUGGUAUUGCUGCCUUCACCACUCAUGAUUGAUAGUUUUGCAAGGGAACUGGUGCCAACCGAAAAUCCUUAUGUUUGUCCCUAUUCUCCAGUAACAGCAGACUGUCUGUCUCUCUCUUUCUCUUUGCCUAAUCAGAAUGGUUGACACAAAUGUGCCUAAAUAUAAUACCUGGCUAGGGAAGAGGAAGACCUGAAGUUUGCUGGCAGCUAACACUGCCAAAUGGGCAGGUUGUACACAGUGGUAAGUGUCUGUGGAAACCUUUCACAAAUACCUGGGGUGUGAAAACAUGUGACACAUCUGUAGGCAUAUCCGCUUAAUGUCCUGACCUCACCAAAGUCAGUGAUUUCACCCCAGGGCUGGACUAGUCUUUAGAAGAGACACAACAGACAAAAGAGCAGUUCUUGGACACGGACACGCACGCACACACACGCACCGUGUACCUUUG